Molecule: messenger RNA, 3495 nt
Organism: Nakaseomyces glabratus
Lineage: Eukaryota; Fungi; Ascomycota; Saccharomycetes; Saccharomycetales; Saccharomycetaceae
Gene: CHS1
Product: chitin synthase I
Cellular component (GO): cell septum; cell periphery
Molecular function (GO): chitin synthase activity
Source: RefSeq, a predicted model, not a curated record
AUGAGUUAUCAGUACGGUUCAGGUGGAAGUUAUGGUUACAAUGGCUAUUCCGGCCAAGGAAAUGGCAAUAGUGGUAACUACAAUAAUAACAAUAGCAGUUACAAUAAUAACAAUAGCAACAGGCAAAGUCGACACCCAUAUGUGAGCGAUUCUAUACCCGAAGAAGAGGCCCAAAGCUAUGAGAUGCAUGAUGUAGCACAAGGUGUGGCCAACGAUGGUUAUGGGAAUGUCGGUACUAUGCAUUCUAACCCCAUGUACCGUAAUUUUGUCAAUACGAACUCUAGAGGUCGUCCGGCUCCUCCUCCACAAGAGUACACAGAUGUUUUUGUCAACACUGAUUUGAAUUAUAGAAACAACAGUUUCACUGAUCACAAUCAGGAACAUAGUCUUGUGACACCUACCACAAAUGGUCCAUCCAUUAAUAUUAUACAAAACACUCCCGAACUUAUACACGGUACAACCAGCAGCUCCAUACUGGCUAGUCAGACAGGCAAUUCCACCACACACUAUUUCAAUGAAGAGGAUUAUUACUAUAAUAAUAACAUAAUUAGAACUGAAGAUGAUAUAAAUAACGGAGAUAGGGUAAACAGUAGCUACCUAAAUACACAGUCGGGUGUAACUCCUGUUAUAUCGGAUACACCAAGUAUAAUAUCGAACUCAGAGGAUACAAGACCAAUUCUAAAUAAUCCUGUGGGAAACGAGCCAUCAUUUAACAACCAUUAUGGCUAUAACAAUAACUACAAUAAUUACGAACAAAACGCAACACAUCCUUAUUAUGGCGGUGAAGUACCGAAUGGUGAUAUUGAAAACAGUUAUGUGGAUCCAAAUGGUGAUGAUUAUCAAAUCAAUUCAUACUUGGGUAAGAAUGGUGAAAUGAUUGAUCCUUAUGAAGUGGAUGAAGAUCAGUAUGGAUACGGGCAUAGAUCUGGAAGAGAGCUUCUCUCAGUGGAUUAUAUGAAGAAUAAAAAAUAUGACGCCGUUACUUCCAAUAGAGAACUACCCGAAGCCGAGGGUGAAUAUAGUUAUGGUGAUGGUGAAGAUGGUGAUUUAAGCAGUGGGAGUGUUAUUAGUGGAUAUGCACAUGAGGACUUGGCAGAUCUCGACACAAAUACUAUCGAUAAAAUUAAAUCCCUUAACACUUCUUUCACUUCAUCGAUGGGUUCUCGUGAUAUGUUGAUCAAUCAGGAGGAGAGCUUUAAGAAACGCUCUUUAAAACGUGCUGGUACUCAAGUUAGAAAGUUCAAACUUUGGAAAGGUAAUUUUGUUUUUGAUUCUCCUAUUAGUAGAUCGUUACUAAAUCAGUAUCAAAGCGGGAUAGAUAAAAACAAUGAUUUGUCUAAUGAAUUCAAAUUUAUGAGAUAUCAAGCUGUUACAUGUGAGCCUAAUGUAUUAGCACAACAGAACUUCACUGUAAGACAACUGAGAUACUUAAAUCCGAGGUCUACAGAAUUAUUGAUCGUCAUUACAAUGUACAAUGAGGAUCACAUUUUAUUAGGUAGAACGCUCAAAGGUGUAAUGGAUAAUAUUAAGCAUAUGGUGAAGAAGACCAGAUCUAGUACAUGGGGUCCAGAUGCCUGGAAAAAAAUUGUCGUUUGUAUUGUAUCAGAUGGUAGAGCUAAAAUAAAUGAAAAGUCGUUAGCAUUGUUAAGUUCUUUGGGUUGUUAUCAAGAUGGGUUUGCUAAGGAUGAAAUCAAUGGUAAAAAAGUUGUUACUCACGUUUACGAACACACAACUAUGAUGAAUGUCGUAGAUGUUACAGAUGAUAACGUCGAGUUAAGAUGUGACCAAAGUACAGUACCUAUUCAAAUGCUUUUUUGUUUAAAAGAACAAAAUCAGAAAAAAAUUAACUCUCACAGAUGGGCUUUUGAAGGUUUUGCCGAACUUUUGAGACCAAAUAUUGUAACUUUAUUAGAUGCGGGUACAAUGCCUGGGAAAGAUUCUAUUUAUGAAUUAUGGAGAGAGUUUAGGAAUCCUCAAGUUGGUGGGGCAUGUGGUGAAAUCAGAACAGAUUUGGGCAAAAACUACUCAAAUUUAAUCAACCCAUUGAUUGCAUCCCAAAACUUCGAGUACAAAAUGUCUAAUAUUCUAGACAAAACGACAGAAUCUAAUUUUGGUUUCAUUACUGUUUUGCCCGGUGCUUUUUCAGCUUACAGGCUCGAAGCUGUCCAAGGACUGCCGUUGCAGAAGUAUUUCUAUGGUGAGAGUAUGGAGCAUGAGGAGAAAUUUCAUUUCUUUUCAUCGAAUAUGUAUCUGGCAGAGGAUCGUAUUUUAUGUUUUGAAGUUGUUAUGAAGAAAAAUGCGAAUUGGAUUUUGAAAUAUAGUAGAAGCUCUCACGCAACUACUGACGUUCCUGAUAGAGUUCCGGAAUUUAUUCUCCAGAGAAGGCGUUGGCUAAACGGUUCAUUUUUUGCUAGUGUUUACUCUUUCUGUCAUUUCUACAGAAUUUGGACCAGUGGACACAAUAUUUUUAGAAAAUGUUUCCUAAUGAUUGAAUUCCUUUACUUGUUUUUUAAUACCCUCCUAUCAUGGUUCUCAUUAAGUUCUUAUUUUUUGGUCUUCAGAAUUCUGACGUUAUCAAUCGCAACCACAUAUAAAUCAGUUUUUGGUGUUUUAUCAGUUGUCUUUCUAUGGUUAUAUGGUGUUUGUUUAUUAUCAACAUUUAUCCUAUCACUUGGUAACAAACCAAAAAGUACAGAGUUGUAUUAUGUGGUUACUUUUAUCUUUUUUGCAGUUUUGAUGAUAUAUAUGAUGUUCUGCAGUGUUUUCAUGAGUGUGAAAUCAUUUGAGAACCUGCUAAAGGAGGAUCACAUCACUUUCCAUGGAUUGUUUACCCAGGAAACAUUCAGAGAUAUGGUCAUAUCUUUGGGAUCUACUGUUUGUCUCUACAUUGCAAGUUCUGUCAUUUACCUACAGCCAUGGCAUAUGUUGACCAGUUUCGUACAAUACCUACUGUUGAGUCCCUCUUAUGUUAAUGUUUUGAACAUUUAUGCAUUCUGUAAUGUUCACGAUCUUUCAUGGGGUACUAAAGGAUCUGCAUCUAAGCCAUUGGGCAAGAUUACAAGUAAAGAAGAUGGUACAUUCAAAAUGGAGAUUCUGGUCUCUAGUGCAGAAAUUGAGGCUAACUACGAGAAAUAUAAAAAAAUGCUAUAUGAACAACCCAAUGAAGAGGACUCCAAGCCAGAGCUAUCACCUGAGGAGAAGAAAACUGGUUACUAUGCCAAUGUUCGUUCUUUGGUCAUCAUCUUCUGGGUCAUGACCAAUUUUGCCAUCUGUGCCGUAGUAUUGGAAACCGGUGGUAUUGGUGAUUAUUUAACAUUAAAGACUAUGAAUAAGCAGCACACGGAACAGAUACAACCCAGACCACUACUAUCCAACAAAGCAUCUAUAUAUUUUGCCAUUAUCCUGUGGUUAGUUGCAUUGUCUGCUGUGAUCCGUUUUUUCGGUUGUACCAUCUACAUGAUAUCCCGGUUCUUCAAAAGACUAAGACACUGGUGA